This is a messenger RNA of Coffea eugenioides, 894 nucleotides long. RefSeq lists its product as uncharacterized. NCBI's taxonomy places the organism in Eukaryota, Viridiplantae, Streptophyta, Magnoliopsida, Gentianales, Rubiaceae. Bases 1 to 894 code for a protein of 297 amino acids. The record is from RefSeq and is a predicted model, not a curated record. The transcript is spliced from 4 exons.
AUGCUUGAAGCUAGAGAAAGUGAGCUGGAGGUUAGGGAAAAGGUUUUGGAAUUACAGAAGGUGCUUGACUCGAAACAAAGAGAGCUUGAUUCUGCUCAAAAAAACAAGGAAAGUUGUUCUGGAAAACCUGAUUCAAUAAAUCCAAUCCCAACUUGGGGAAGGGCAAAGAAAAGAAGGAAAAGUGGAGACAAGGACGCAUAUGAGAAUGACUCUGAACAAUAUGCUAUCCUUGAUCUGGUUGGAUCAGAUUCUGGUGAUUCAGGUUAUUUAGGUUCAGCACAUGAUCUUGGCGAGGCAGGUUUAGGCUUGGCCAAUUCAAAUUCAGAUACUAGUAAUGAUAAGAUACAAAAAUCAUAUGCAAGGGUCUUGAAGGUGCGUGAUCCUAUUGUUCGCAAUGCAUGGCUCCAGCCCGUGGCACAUUUUCCAGGUGCAAUGUUGUAUAGGAAGAACACCAAAAGUGUCAAGUUACCUGCCAUAAAGCAGUCCUUAAUACAUCCUCGAAAGGAAGAGACGUGGGCCCUCUAUAAGGAUUGCAACCUUAGUUGCUGUGCUUCUAAUCCUGAAAAUCAUUUAUCUUGCCAGUAUGAGAUAGUUGAGAUUGUCCAGAGAAAUUCUUUUGACACUAGAGUUGCUUCCUUAGAUAAAUUGGAAGGAUAUGCAAGUUUAUAUCACAGAAGAUGCCACAAUAAGAAGGAUACUUUUUUGAUACAUGAUGAAGAGCUCUUUAAGUUUUCCCACAAAGUACGUUCUUUUGGGAUGAGCAGCCGAAAGAGCGAAGGUGUGUCGGAGGGAUCUUUUGAACUUGAUCCCAAGUCCCUUCCUGCAGUUUUUUCAUCAAAUUUGGAACAUCCAGGUGUUAAAGUUACUAAGUCCAUUUUCAUUGUGUUUAUGUGA